GACAAUUCCAGCACGAUGUUUUGGUCUUUGGUUCUACUACGUGGCCUGACCCUGGCCCAGGACGCUGCCGAAUAUGCUAACACACAGACCACUGAGAAGAAUGACUGCACCGACAUUUGUGGUCUGUUGAAACAGUUUGGUUCCAUGGAGGAGAAAAUAAGAGUUUUGGAAAACCAACAGAAGGAAAGUUCAAAGCAGAUUGAAGAACUGAAAAACAAAGCAAACACUCAGGUCAGUUUCAGUGCUUUACUGAACUACGUUGGACACAUGGGCCCUUUAAGCACAGACACUACCUUAGUCUACAACAAUGUGAUCCUCAACCUUGGUUCUGGCUACAACCCAUCCACAGGUAUUUUCACUGCACCUGUAGCAGGCGUUUACUACUUCACGUUCUUCUACCACGCUGGAGGAAACAAGCUAUCCACUUUGAAUAUGAUCAAGAACAGUGAGUGUGUGGUGGGAACCCACGACCACUCGUCUUCACACGAUGGAGCAGAUAAUGGAUCCAAUGCUGCGAUUCUGCAACUACAACAAGGUGACAGUGUCUUUGUUCAAUUGGUGGCAAAUACUCACAUCUGGGCAGCUAACAGACUGAGCAGCUUCAGUGGUUUUCUGCUUCAUCAAGUUUAAAAUAAAAAAAAUAAACAUCAAAUUGGUUUAUUAA
This is a messenger RNA of Cynoglossus semilaevis (tongue sole), 664 nucleotides long. Its product is annotated as complement C1q-like protein 2. The record is from RefSeq and is a predicted model, not a curated record. Bases 16 to 630 code for a protein of 204 amino acids. Gene Ontology annotation, molecular function: protein binding. NCBI's taxonomy places the organism in Eukaryota, Metazoa, Chordata, Actinopteri, Pleuronectiformes, Cynoglossidae. The transcript is spliced from 3 exons.